CUGGCGGGCGGGCGGCUGUGCUGUUGGUGCUGAUCUCUGGGAGGGUGAAUCCCCCGAUGGUGGUGGGGAGGGCCGCACAGCGCCGGCCACAGCUGCCGGGUUGGCCUACAGUGGUUGAUGUGGCCUCAAGAACUACAAUGAAUUAUAUUGUUGACCCUGAGCUCAGAAAAGAUGGUGGAAAAAGCUACAGGACAAAAAUUUGGCUGAGUCAAAUGUAUCGGAGUCAGGUUUAUUAGUGCUGGACCACAUCAGACGUUAUCUUGUCUGUUCCCUGGGAGGCGGAUCGGCAUUAUUCAGUAAUUACGGGACUAAUUUUAAAAGAAGGAAAGAAAGCGGGCUUUUCACGGAAGAAAACUAAAUUCCUUCGAGCUGUAGAAAUGGAAGACAGUAAAAACAUUAAGGAUGACAUGUACGAAUCCAGAAAACCUUCCCGCUUUGUCCGUGGCGAAGGAAAGGAUAUAACAGUUACUGUGCACAAUGAGGUUGAACAGAAUCCUUCCAGGAAUCAAAACGAAGGAGCGAUUCGAGAUACUGGGAAAAAUGUUUCAAACUGGAAUAAUAAAAAGUCAAAAUGGAAUGAAGAAGCAAUAGAAAGAAGGAAUGCUGAGAAAACUGCAGAAAUAAAAUGUAGUGGGAGUGGCAAACUGGACGUGCCAAACUAUGCGACCAGUUCAAGGUACUCUGGAGUGCAGAGUAUACAUGCACAAGAACAAGGUCGCGGCAAAGCAAGCCGGCCGUCUGGUGGCAUAGCGUCAAUGGAGAAAACAAAACACAAGCAAGUUAAAGUGCAGCAGCAGGCUCUGGGGAAAUCUGCAAACUCCCACACUGGCAGCGCUACAAAGGGCAUGAAUGAAAAGGAUUGUUCACCUACAAAACCAAAGGCAGAGGUGAAAACGGAUUGCAUUGCUCAGCCAAGCAAGUCCCCCAUGCAUACAAAUGGGAAAGACAGCAUUCUGCCAGGGAAAGCUGUGCAAGAUGUUAAAGACAUGGGAAAGAAGCAAGACACUCCUGGGAAAGAGACCAACACAGGUGCACAUGAAGGACAUCCUUCAGAGCGAGAUGACCUGGAGAGUACACCAGUGAUUGAUGAGUCGACAAUGACAGCGGAACAACAGCUCGGGCUGAAACAAGCAGAGGAAAGAUUGGGGAGGGACCACAUCUCUCGUUUGGAAAAGCGUUCAACGGAAUAUCCUUCGUGCCAGUACCUAUGCAAACUUUGCCUAGUUCACAUUGAAAAUAUCCAGGGAGCUCAUAAGCAUAUAAAAGAAAAGAGGCACAAGAAAAAUAUUACAGAAAAACAAGAAGAGAAUGAACUCCGUAGUCUAAAACCUCCAUCUCCUGCCCAGUUGGCUGCGUUGAACUCUGCUGUAUUACAAACUGCUCAGGUACAAGGCAUUUCCGAGGAGGAUUUCCAAGUACGGCAAGAAAUUGUGAAUGAGAUGGAAGAAAUCAUACAACGCCAUUUGCUAGAUUGCUCAUUGAGGCUGUAUGGCUCUUGUCUCACAAGGCUGGCUUUCAAAACUAGUGACAUCAACAUUGAUGUAAUAUUCCCUUCCCAUCUAAGUCAGCCAGAUGUUUUGAUUCAAGUGCUGGACAUUAUUAAACACAGUUCCUUCUAUUCAGAUGUUGAGUCUGAUUUCCAUGCCAAAGUUCCAGUUAUCUACUGCAGGGAUGUAAAGAGUGGUCUGAUCUGUAAAAUCAGUGCUGGAAAUGAUGUGGCCUAUCUAACUACUAACCUACUGGCGGGACUAGUUCACCUGGAGCCUAGACUGAUCCCACUCGUCCUAGCAUUUCGAUACUGGGCAAGGGUGUGUCACAUAGAUUACCAAGCAGAAGGUGGCGUUCCCUCCUAUUCAUUUGCAUUGAUGGUUAUCUUCUUUCUUCAACAAAGACAGGAGCCCCUUUUGCCUGCCUACUUGGGGACAUGGAUCGAAGGCUUUGACAUGAAGAAACUUGAUGAGUACCACCUGAAGGGAAUACAGCACUCUGAGUACGUGUUGUGGGAACACAGACCUGGCAAUUCUGGGGACACAAAAAAUGCAAACAAUGGAGAAGGCAAAAGUGCAAAUAAAAUUGAUCACAGAAAAUCUUCAAACAAGAAAAUGGACAGUUCUGAAUCUAACAACCAAAGUAAUUUAAUGAAAGAAAAACGUGGCAAAGCUCCGUUGACGUUUGGUUCAUCGCAUCAGGUUUCUCUGGGACAGCUCUGGCUAGAAUUAUUGAAAUUUUAUACACUGGAAUUUGCAUUGGAAGAAUACGUCAUCUGUAUACGGGUAAAAGAUCUUGUAUCGAGAGAGCAUAAAAACUGGCCGAAAAGGAGAAUAGCCAUUGAGGACCCUUUUGCACUAAAGAGAAAUGUUGCUCGGAGUUUGAACAGCCAGAUGGUGUUUGAAUAUAUACUGGAGCGAUUUAGAACUGCGUAUAAAUAUUUUGCCUCUCCUCAAACUAAAGAUGGAAUCAAAUUAAAAGCAGAUCUUCGAAAAAAAGGGAAAGUUGUCAAUAAUAAGCCAGCAAAAGCUGAGGAACGGGUCAUGAAUUGUUGUCUGCCACAAAGAGGGGCUGGAGCUGAGAGAGCUGUUAAAAAGUCUUCCUCAGCGGGAGAGAUAACGAAUGGAAUUAGUGAUUGUGGAACAUUACAGUCUGCCGGUUCAAGCUGUGCAUCUAUUGCGAGUGUUACAAAAGGUUUGGAUUGCUUGACAGUAAAGAGUUCUUCACCUUCCACUUGUGGAUACACAGCCGACUCCAUUAAAUGCAAAAUGGGAAAAGCAGAGAUGGGCAGCUCUGCAAGAGAUUCCACAGAAAAGUUGUCCAUCUGUGACCCAGCGCAGCAAUCCAACAGAAGACAGGCAUCAUCAGGUUCUCAAGAGAGUUGUUUAACAGUAGACAUGAACACAUCAGGACAUGGGCACAACAGUGUGGCAAAUGUGAUGCCAGCAGCCAGGUUCCAGUCUGGAAAUAAAGAUAGCUGCAAACUAGGAGUACACCGUUCACCAGGAACACAUUGCACGGCCAGUUGUGUUCCAACUACCUCACAGACUUGCACAACAUCAAGAGAAAAAACAGAGCUUCCUAACUCCCUGGUUACAGAUGACUAUGAGAAAGCAUCAGACACAGAAGAACUGCAUUAUGUCUUUGACAAAAACAUCUUAACAAAUGGAAAGCCCCCCACCAUUGUGUGCAGCAUCUGCAAGCGAGAUGGACAUUCAAAGAAUGACUGCCCAGAGGAUUUCAAGAAGAUUGAUUUGAAACCCUUACCACCUAUGACAGAUAGAUUUAAGCACAUUCUUAAUCUAGUCUGUACGAAAUGUUAUGAUGAACGUUCACCGCAUCCUUUUGAGGAGCUGGAUAGAGAACAAAUCUUACAAAGGUUGGAAAGAUUUAUUCGUAAAGAAAUUGAUGACAAGGCCAGAUUAUGUUUGUUUGGAUCAUCAAAGAAUGGAUUUGGGUUUCAUGACAGCGACCUGGACAUCUGUAUGACUUUGGAAGGACAUGAAACGGCAGAGAAACUUAAUUGUAAAGAAAUAAUUGAAGGACUAGCAAAAGUUCUCAAGAAGCAUCCAGGCUUGAGAAACAUUUUGCCCAUAACCACAGCCAAAGUGCCUAUUGUAAAAUUUGAACACCGGCAUAGUGGAUUGGAAGGUGAUAUCAGCUUGUACAACACUUUGGCGCAACAUAAUACAAGGAUGUUGGCAACCUAUGCUGCAAUAGAUCCCAGAGUGAAAUAUCUAGGAUACACCAUGAAGGUGUUUGCCAAGCGUUGUGAUAUUGGCGAUGCCUCAAGAGGAAGCCUGUCCUCCUAUGCCUAUGUCCUUAUGGUGCUGUACUUCCUGCAGCAGAGAAAGCCACCUGUCAUCCCUGUCCUCCAGGAGAUUUUUGAUGGAAAAGAGAUGCCACAGAGAAUGGUCGAUGGGUGGAACGCCUUCUUCUUUGAGGAUGUUGAUGAACUGAAGAAAAGAUUGCCCGAGCUUCAAAAGAACAGGGAAUCAGUGGGUGAGCUUUGGUUAGGCCUGUUGAGGUUCUACACUGAAGAAUUUGAUUUCAAGGAGCAUGUCAUCAGCAUCAGACAGAAGAAACUUUUAACAACAUUCGAAAAACAAUGGACUUCAAAAUGUAUAGCAAUCGAAGAUCCUUUCGAUUUGAAUCACAAUCUUGGUGCCGGUGUCUCGAGGAAAAUGACCAAUUUUAUUAUGAAAGCUUUUAUAAACGGACGCAAACUCUUUGGUACCCCGGUGUACCCACAUCCUGGCAUGGAAACGGAUUACUUCUUCGACUCAAAAGUACUGACUGACGGGGAGUUGGCACCCAAUGAUAGAUGUUGCCGGAUAUGUGGGAAAAUUGGGCAUUACAUGAAAGAUUGUCCAAAGCGAAGGAGAAUGAAGAAAAAAGAAAAUGAGAAAGACGAGGAGAAGGAUUCCAAAGAGGAAGAGAGGGAACCAAGAGAAAAGCGAUGUUUUAUCUGCGGUGACACUGGUCACAUGAGAAGAGACUGUCCAGAAUUUAGAACAACUCGUCUCAGGAACAGCAAUGUGCCCGUUCCCCAGAACAUCCGGAGUGUGAGUAAUGCCCAGUCAGUCCCCGUUUCCCAGCUUUCAACUUCACAUUCAGGACAUCACCAUCAAGACUACCCGCCACGUACCAGGCAGCCCUCAGAAUGUUCCGAACCACAUCAGACGCCUCCUUAUACUCCUCAAUCUACGCCUCAGCAAUUAGCAAAUGCGUCUCAAGCUGCUCCUAUUCCCCACACACAGACCCAACAGACCGCUUCUCAAAAUAAGCUUGCACAGACGCUUCCUCAACCACCCCACCAGGUUCCGCUGCCCUUGUUAUCAUUCGCUCAGCCUCACCCAGGUCAGUAUUCCAGCCUGCACAACCUGGGGCUACUUCAGUCACACCAACCACAGCACCCGGUGCCAAUGCCCACUAACUCUUGGCCUCAAGUGCUUCACUCUGCACCUGGUAACCACCCCAGCAUCACCUUCCCCAUGAGGCCUAGCAGCAGCACAGCUAAUGCCAGCAGCAUGAAUCUCAAUGAUCCCAGUAUCAUCUUUGCUCAGCCUGCUGCCAGGCCCCUGGGCAUCUCCAGCACUCCUCACGAUGGACAGUGGCACAAUCACAUGACUCGCAACUCACUGGUGGCCAAUGGCACUCUGGGAACUUCAGAUCAAGAUUUUCAGGGACAGUUUGCAAAACUAAACCCACCCGCCAUUGCUUGGGAACGGCAUCCUCUUCCUCAUUUCCAACCACCGUGGCCUUACAGAAUGCCUCAGAACUUCAUUCAGCAGGGAAAUGCAAGCUACCCUCAGCAGAACAAACCCUACUAUUCUCAAGGUCCCAUGAUCCACAGUAACCAGCGAUUUCCAAUCGUGCCACCAGGAAGAACACGCAUGAACUACAUUCAGCAAAAGAAGUGACUUGAAUGGAAAUCCAGACCCGUCUUCGGUUAAGAGAACAGCAUUUAAUUAUGGGAUGGAGGGGGCGGCGGGUGUGGGGGGGUGGGAUAGGAGGGAGGGAAGGGGAUAGAAAUAGAAGGAAACUAUUUUGACUGUUUUUAAACUGUAUGAUUUGUACAUAGACCAAACCGGAUUGUAAUUUUUACUAGUUUUUUUUGUUGUGAUGCAUCACAAUGUGACUUAUGAUACAGAAUUUGCAUCUAUUUUAAUGCCUCCCAUUUUUGAAGGUGGGGUAAAAUCAUUUUUUUGUUUGAAGCUGAUGGAACUGUGAAAAAUGCUUUUUUAAAAAAAAAAACUGGAUUUAUUUUCUCUCUGUUGUAUUCCUACUUUGGCCGCCUCAGACUUUGUAUAUGGUUCUUAAAGAGAAAAUAUGGUUUAAAGAUGAUCAGCUGUAUUCAGAGCAGAACUAUAUAGUGCCAAAAAAACUUUUAAAACUUAAAAAAACUAGCUUUUUAAUAACUUGGUCGUUUGCUAUAAUGUGGGAUUCAGAGAAUUAUAAUGCUCAAAAAGUUGGAGUUUUAUCAAGUACUUUGGAAGUCAAAUUUGUAAGAAAAAUUUUAGUUACUCAGCGAGACCACAUUUGUCCCCUCGUACCAGUCGUUUGCUACAGCUAACUUUUAAAGCUGCAUUUUCCCCUUUUUGUAAGUCAAACCAUUCUGCUGAUGAAACCUGUAAUACAGGAAUUUUAAAAACCAUUAAAAAAAGUUUUAACGAGAA
This is a messenger RNA of Callorhinchus milii (elephant shark), 6167 nucleotides long. It is a transcript of the gene tut4, whose product is annotated as terminal uridylyl transferase 4. The coding region runs from base 378 to 5411 and encodes 1677 amino acids. The record is from RefSeq and is a predicted model, not a curated record. NCBI's taxonomy places the organism in Eukaryota, Metazoa, Chordata, Chondrichthyes, Chimaeriformes, Callorhinchidae. Gene Ontology annotation, molecular function: zinc ion binding; nucleic acid binding; RNA uridylyltransferase activity. The transcript has 31 exons.